CGAUUGGAGACACCGGCCGGCACCGACGGCCGUCGCGACGCUCCGCGGCGCGUGUGUGCGUUGGUUCGUGCGUUCGUAUCGUUCGCGUAGAGAUACGGAAGUAAAAAGGAAUAAUAAUAGGAGAGAUAUCCGUCUGCGACAAGAGAGAAAGAGAGAAACAGCCGCGUCGUGCGACAGAGUGUCAUCAGGGUUUGCGUGAUCGGUUGUCGCGUUGUGAAGAGUGUCUCGGGCCGGUGCAUCUCGAAUCUAGUCUGGUGCUAGUAGUAAUCGAGAGUAAUUAGUGAUACACGACUGAUUGAGAUAGAGUGUCUCGCGUGUGCCGCGUGGUGAUCGACAGGAUUCCGCUGGAGCAUGCGACAGUAAGGACUUAUUAUCGAGCCCAGCGAUACGUGCAUGUUCAUCGCCGGACGAUGGCUGGACUACGCUACGUUUACCGGCUCUUCGUCAUCCUGGAAUACCUGUCGGUCGUUCUGGUGCUCGCCCAGAACCCCGUGGAGGAGAAGACCACCUUCGAGGCCGCUUUCCAAGGAAGAUGCGGGCACGGAUCGCCGUGCGAGCAGCUCUGCUAUGAGCUUCACGACGGCAUGUACGAGUGCGACUGUAAGGACGGCUAUAUACUUCAUAAAAAUGGAUACAGUUGCGCCGAGCUCAACUCGACAUCGCCAUCAACGAGCGAACUUGGUGAGCUCGUCGACGAGGGCGAGAGCGAUGAGACGAACGCGGACAAUGCAGAUGAUGAGGAUGCGGUCGAGGACAUCCUUUAUAUGCGCGGUGCAACCUUUACGAUACAUCUGGAUGCUCUAGCCGAGAAUUCUACCGCGGACGCGACGAAGAUAAACGAGGGAAACGGCGCGGAUCGGAUCGAGCUGCGCGCCACGUCUCAGGGUCCAAAUCUGGAGCAAAAACUGCCAUCCACGAUGGAGAGCAUCGCGAGUACCGAGCCAGCGUGUUCCUUGGACUGCGGGCCAGCUGGAAAUUGUUAUAUCGAACAAUCCCGCGGAGAUGAAGUUGACAUUGUAAUCGAGGAUGACGAUGACGGAAUCGUGGAUCUCGAGGGCAAUACCGUGAAUCUUAGACGAAAGCAAAGAACGUUCAGACAGAGAUGCCAGUGUCCUCUCGGAAGGGGCGGUGAUCGUUGUCAGCUCGAGGCUGAAGUGAGAUCGCCGCGUUUCACUGGAUCAGGCUGGCUGGCUUUUCCCGCCUUAAGAGCCGCUUACAAACACGUGCAAUUGGAGCUGGAAUUUCGGCCCGAAGCGUGGGAUGGGGUACUCCUAUUGGCGGGAGAACGGGACGAUCUUCAAGGCGAUUUUAUGGCUUUGAUACUUCAUCACGGCUUUAUCGAAUUCAGGUUCGACUGCGGCAGCGGUGUGGGUACGGUCAGGAGCACGGAAACGGUGAAGCUGAAUGAGUGGAACACUCUGAGUGUCUACAGACAUCGAUGGGACGCCUGGAUCCAACUGAAUCAGGAGAAGAGGGUGGAGGGACGAUCGAAGGGAUUGUUUUCGAGAAUUACGUUCCGCGAGCCGCUCUUCGUUGGCGGACCCGGAAACACGACCGGUUUGGAGCGACUUCCGGUGAGGACCGGAUUUAAGGGCUGUAUCCGGCAUUUGGAGGCGAACGAGCACCACUAUCGCUUCCCGUUGGCCCCGCAGGGCGAUGCCGCAAACGGAUUCGACGUUGGUAAGUAUAGUAUCACAGGCGCAGCAUCCGGUUUCGGCGUAUCAAAGUUUCCUAGAUAUUGCAUAAUUUCGGCAACGAUUGGAUUGUUUUCGAGAAUUACGUUCCGCGAGCCGCUCUUCGUUGGCGGACCCGGAAACACGACCGGUUUGGAGCGACUUCCGGUGAGGACCGGAUUUAAGGGCUGUAUCCGGCAUUUGGAGGCGAACGAGCACCACUAUCGCUUCCCGUUGGCCCCGCAGGGCGAUGCCGCAAACGGAUUCGACGUUGAAGGGUUAAAAGACACACGAGGCACGAUAAAAUGCAACGUGUUUGUCGAUCAAUGGCGAAUUAAAAGCAGACGGGAAAAACGAGAAUGCAUUUGCCUGGUAACGACAUUUCCAUGCAAUCUCAGACCGCAUGGUAUUUUAUUCCCGCAGGUUCCAUCCUUCAACGGAUCCUCUUACCUACGUUAUCCGGGAUUGGCGGACACGUCGCUGUCAUGGCUGGAAUUGUCCGUCACGUUAAAACCGACAGCCCCGGACGGUGUGAUACUCUACAACGGCCAUCACAGCGACGCUACCGGUGACUUUAUUGCGCUCUAUCUCUCCUCGGGCCACGUGCAGUUCACUUUCGACCUCGGAACAGGACCUGCCACUCUGAGGAGCGAGAAUCCGGUUCGUCUCGGCGAAUGGGUCGAAGUUCGAGUCUCUAGGACAGGUCGUUUGGCAUCCCUGGAAGUUGAGGAAGACCCGGCCCAGGAAAUCCUGGCGCCCGGGGCGUUCACGCAAUUAUCCUUACCGUUGAACCUCUAUUUGGGCGGCGCGCCGUCGUCCGACAUGUACUCGCCGAAGAUGAAAACUACGGCCAGCUUCGUCGGCUGCAUUCAGACGAUCGUGCUGAAUAAUCGUGAGGUGGGCAUCCUAGCCGAGGCGCUAGGUGGGGUGAACGUGGGCAAUUGUGGGCACGCGUGCGAGGCCAGACCCUGCGGCGAUGCGGAGUGCCGGCCUCUCCGCGAGCGAUUCACCUGUCGGUGCCGUCCGGGUGUACCGCACCCAUGUCCGGCGCCGGACGAUUAUACGCGGCUGGUGCCACCGCCUGCUAGGGUCAACAGCAACGCCGUGACGCAAUCCGUGAGAUACGAGAGGGCUGUGCCCAGCUUCACCGGCAGCGAGAGCUAUCUGCAUUACAACGACGCCGACACGAUGAAAAGGAUAAUCAGCUACCGAGUGGACAUCAACAUGAGAUUCCGCGCCAGCAGCAGCAGCGGCCUGCUUCUAUGGAGCGGCCGGCAAUCGGAUUCUCAGGAACAAAGGGACGAGAACGACGAUUUUCUCGCCCUCGGCCUGGAUCACGGUUACCUCACCCUCGCGUAUAAUUUGGGCUCCGGGGAGGCCGUGCUCCGAUAUAAUCUCACGCGAUUGGAUGACGAUCUGUGGCAUCGUAUCAGAGCUGUUAGAAACGAGCAAUGGGCAUCUCUCGUGGUAGAUAGUGGCACUGGAGUCUCGGCAUCUUCCCCGGGACAACUGAGACAAUUGAACACUGAUACUGGUCUUUACGUUGGCGGUGCACCGGACAUCGUGAGGACAACGGGUGGCAGAUACGCGAAGGGUAUCGUGGGUUGCAUCAGCGACCUCGUGUUGGACUCGGACUUCUCCGUCGCCCUGUCGUCGCCCGCGCAGGCGACCAACACGCACUCGUGCAUCCCAUGAAAGAGAGAUAUCCGUGCCGUCCGACGUCAGGUGGUGGUGUUGUCGGGGCCAUCCCGAAGUUAGGAUAUGAAAAUUUAAGGAUAACGAAUCGCAUCGCGGCGAAGUGAAACGCGAUAGAGUGCUCCGCGCGUAAGUGCAUCUGUGUCUCUCGCGCAUCCCGCGCGCGGUUCAUCAUUUUUGUACAGACUCAUCCUUCCACGGGUGGAACUUUCGAGAAGAUGAGGAUCGAGUGGAUCGACAACCGACCGGUCGUCGUGCGAGUGCCAUCGAGUGGUACAUAUAGGCGGCUUUACUGUAAAUAUUAAUAGGGCGAUCCGCGCGGAGAGAUGUCUAUCGCUUGCCUCGUGACAUCGAUCCUCGGUGCAGCGACUUUCUGUCGGUCCAUAUAUAGACCGGUCUUUCGUAGAAAAAGAUUUGAUCGAGGGCGUCGAAUAAACGAGACGACGAAGAAAAUCACUUGAUUUUCUCAUGACAGAAUUAUAAGGUAAUAGCUUCGCAAAAUUACGAAACAUUAAAUGAACGUUGAUUUACUAAUUAUCAUAAAGUCGUUAAAUGAUUACCGUGAUCGUUGAAAUUUAACUUCAUCGUUUCAUUUAUUCGAAAGUCAUAAUUACUUCACUUGAUCGUGCUUUUCGAUAAUUGGGACUAUCGAGAAAAAAAUCGUUCUUGGAAGCAAUUGUUUGUAUAAUUUAUAACAUUUUAUCGCGCGAUAUAGAAUGAUAAGUAGAAAUUAAAUAUAUAUAUAUAUAAUUGGGAAAUAUUAAAUGCAGUAGAAAUAACAUCCAUUUUUCACAAAAAUGAUUAUUAACGGUUUUAAGAGGAGAUACGUGUGCAUGAUAAAAUAUUAUUUUGAUAUAUAGUUAAAUAUUAAAUUAUCGCGUUUUUCCGUAAGUAAUUAUUAUUAAAUAAUUAUUUUUAAAUGAUGAAAAACAAAUUAAAAACAUUCUCUUUAUUUUAUAGUUGCUAGUAUUUUCAAACUUAAUUUUUUCUAAUUAAACCUUAAUUAUUGGAAAUGGGUGUCAUUAAGAUCCGAAUGAAGUAAAUUGCGAUAAAAUGAAAUAAACAAACUCGUUUGUUAUAUAUUUUAAUUUAUUAAUUUAGUAAGAUUAAAGUUACAUUAUGAUCGUACUGUUCCAUUCGCGAGAUUUACGAAAAAAACUUUUUAAUAUUAACUUUGCAGCAUUUCCCAUUUUUCUUUUUCUUAGAGUUACAGUCUGUGAAAAAUUAGCGUUUGCACUGUAGUAAUUAUAACCCUCGUGUUAUUUGCGUUUAUCUUUAAAUUUAAUCGAGAAAUUAAUUAAAAUGCAGCAGAUUAAAAAUUAAAAUUGGCAAUAAUUACAUUUGUUUUUUUUUAAUCGAGAAAAAUGAAACGUGCUGAAUAAAACAAACUUUCCAAUGACCAACGUUCGUAAUUAAACCUGUACUAUUAACAAUUUCAACUUUGCUUAUAUCUGUGUAUUAAAAAAACGUUUCUCUCGAAAAUCGUUUCGUAAAUUAAAUUCGCGCGUUACCUGUAUUAUUGUUUGUAAUUUGAAAUUUAUAGGAACAACAACGUUCAUUACAAUGAUACUGCAGUCAAUGAGGCGGCGAAAAUGCGCGUAUUAAUUUAACACUAUACAACAUAGAAUUUCAUCCAAGAACUAAUCCCGUGACACAAUACUUACUUAAAUUACGUAAAUGCGAUAUAACACAAGAGACUUGCAUAAUUUAUGCGAGAAUGCGCGCCCGCGGCAUUUCAAGAGAGUUGAAAGGAAGUCGUUGCACCAGGACAAUGCCCGGCCGGAUAUAAAAUUCGACGGAGCGCGUCUCGAAGACGGCGCUUUCGGCCUAAUAAGAUAAAAGUAUGUAGAAAAAAACACAACCCUUCCGCGUCAAUUUUGAUUACUCCCUCCGACCGGAUGUUACACACGAGGUGUCACAUUAUCUUCGAUCCUUACGAGUUCAAAGCGUUCAAGGAGAAAUCGAGAAAUUCGGAGCGUGUCUAAAUCGGCGCUGGAUAAAAUUUCAAUUAGAAAAGCAACCAAAAAAUUAUAGCAUUUCUCGAAAAAUCGAGAAGAGAAAAGCGUAUAUGAGAGAAAUGUCUCUCGAAAAAUAAGAGUUUUACAUUACGCAGAGUUAAUUAGCUUAGUAAUUAACUCUGUUCUAUAUUUGUUAUUCAUUACAAAUAAAAUAACGCGUGCGCUGUUUUAGUUUCUCUCUGAUAAGUGAUUACGUUUUAUAUUUCUCUCUCUUUUAUUUCUGAAUAUUUUUAAUCUAAUAACGCUCUUAUUUAAUUCAUUAACGAAAAGUUAUAUCACAUCUCAUAUUUUUUUUUUUUUUCAUAUUUGUUCAUCUUUGAAAUGAAAUAUGAUUAGUCAAUCAGAAUUUGGUAUAAUAUUAAAUUGGUUAAAAGAGUGAUAUAUAAUAUCAUUCUUGCAAAAAAUAGAGUACUAUACCCGAUCCGGCGCCGGUUCAGGCGGCUCCUACGAAUCACUGCGUACUGCAAUUUUUCUAAUGAUCUUAGGACUUAUCACGAUCCUUUUCUAGCAGCUAAGUAUCACAAGCGCAGCCACGAGCACGUGUUUUAGUUCCAUCGAUGAUAUCGAAAAAAGUUAAUAUUGUGAUCGAUACGAAUACUACUACUACUACUAUUAAAAGUAGAAGAGAGCUAUACCAUGGACCAAACACCAACACCUUUAUCAAUCGUCAACACAUUUAGCGAGAAUAAUGCAACUGCAAAGUGCAAAGUGCAAAGUGCAUAUCUUGAUGGCAAUGCGGGACUCGCAUCCUUCAUGAACGAUCUUAUCCCGGUGUUGGGCGAGCUUUACAAAUGAUUAAUGAAUCUUUAAACAUUUCGUCCGUAUAUAUAUAUAUAUAUAUAUAUAUAUACAUAUGAAUGCUAUAUUUCGAAGAUAUUUUCAGAUUAUGAUUACAGCAAUAAGUAUCUUUACGCCGAAUUUGCCGUCUUACGUUAAUUAAGUAAUUUUAUCUUGACUUGGGAUGUCACUCAAGAAGUAAGACAGUUAAUUAAAAUUAUUAAUGUAUUCGCAUAUAGAUGAAAAUACAUAUUUUGAUUAAGUUGAAUUUCGGAGAUAAUCACGCAACGAUAAAAUUGCGAAAUAAGUUGCUUAAUCAAUAUUAUGACAUGUGCACUAUGCGUACUUGUGUGUUUAUAUAUAUAAUAAGUCAUCAUUUUAGCAAAGUUAUUACUCGACAAAAUUUAAUAUCAAUUUUCUCCAUUUAGCGAUAAUUUAAUAUCAUACUCGAUAUUCUGUUCAAUUCAACGAAGGAAAGCGGGAAAAACGGAAGAUAACAAUGACAUUUUUACAUACAUAUACGUAUAAAAAAAAGAACAAAUAUCUUUAUUAUGCAGAUGCUCGUCGCAUAUUUUUUUAUCUUCAUAGAACGUUUCACUCAAUCUUAUGAGCACAAUUUAGCACUCUCUACCGGUCGGAAAAUCCCAGGUCAAUCACAUACACAUCCUAUCUCGCGUGAAAAGAGGCAGAAAGGGAGAGAAGGAAAAAAAGUGAGGCAUACGAAGAGAAAUGAGACGAGACGUAACUUAAGGCAUAGAGUAAUCUUCACUUUUGUCAUCGCACGAAAAUGAUCUUGAAAUGACCUACUCGAACACACAUCAUAAAAGCAAUCGGCUAUAGUCAAUUUUGUACGGAUGUUAUUUUCGGGACUAAAUAUAAUAAUAUAUCAAAGAUGAGUGGUAGUCGCGUAGAAAGUGUAAUAAUAUAUAUACAAUUUAAAUGAUUGUAUGUCGAGAAUUAGCAGGCGGGUAAUAUUAUCGCGUCCUCAUUAAUCUUCUCACGCUUGAACUUUCGCAAGAAAAAAAAAAAAA
Molecule: messenger RNA, 7194 nt
Organism: Formica exsecta
Lineage: Eukaryota; Metazoa; Arthropoda; Insecta; Hymenoptera; Formicidae
Product: pikachurin-like
Exons: 15
Coding region: 411-3368 (985 amino acids)
Source: RefSeq, a predicted model, not a curated record